AUGCUGAUUGUGUCAACGGGACAUACAUUCGGCCCUUCUCAGGACCAUCAUCCCUCGGAUCCACACUCCCAUUACAAUGUUCAAUUUUCGAAUGCGAACCCGCCCCAAAACGACGCGGCGCAGUAUCCGGCAGCGACGCCGUAUCAACAGAGCAGCUUUCCUCCAAGCAACCAAGGCAUAGACCUGCAUCAUCCCAUCUCGCAGUUUCCCCCGCCCGCUGCGUCGAGCUCCCGCUUCCAGCAAGCUCCGCGGAGGACAACCGUCCAGAAAAUCAAGACCCAGAACGGCAAUCUUGUGGUUGAGCUGCCUGUUCCCAAUCGGUAUCUGGAGCUCUGUGGCCGCACCGAUGGCCGAGAGUUCACCCAUCUGAGGCAAGUUCCACCUGAAUACACCGCCGUGACUUGCGAUCCCGAUCAGUUCUGUCGCCCAGAGGCCGGCUACAACCUCAGGCCGCGGAUGUUUGGCCGAGACACCGAGCUCUUUAUUGUCAUCACCAUGUACAACGAAGACGAUGUCCUGUUUGCAAAGUCCAUGUGCAGCGUCAUGAAGAAUAUCGCAUAUCUUUGCAGCGACAAGUGCCGAAAGUCCUGGGGCCCGAAUGGAUGGACCAACGUCGUGGUCUGCAUUGUGGCAGACGGAAGAACAAAAUGCCAUCCGCAAGUUCUGAAGCUGCUGACGCUCAUGGGCUGCUACAACGAGGCUGCCAUUGAUAUCGCCAAGGCUGUCAAUCAAAAGAACCCCACCACAGCGCAUCUGUUUGAAUUCACGACCCAAAUCGUCGUUGAUCGCGACAUGAGGAUCCGCAGCCACCGGGAUGGGCUGGUGCCCGUGCAGGUCCUGUUUUGUCUCAAAGAAAAGAACGCCAAGAAGAUCAAUAGCCACAGGUGGUUCUUCAAUGCGUUCGGGCCGGUCAUCAAACCGAACGUUUGUGUGCUCCUGGAUGUUGGCACCAAGCCCACUGGUCGAUCCAUCUACUACCUAUGGCGUGAGUUUGACCGCAACAAGCACGUCGGCGGCGCUUGCGGAGAGAUCCGCGCCGAAGGCGGAAAGGGAUGCUCCAACUUUUUGAAUCCGUUGGUGGCAUCCCAAAACUUUGAGUACAAGAUGAGCAACAUUCUGGACAAGCCACUCGAGUCUGUCUUUGGAUACAUCCAGGUUCUGCCCGGAGCAUUCAGUGCCUAUCGCUACUCGGCUCUGCAAAACUCGUCGCCCAACACGGGCCCACUGGCAUCGUACUUUCGAGGCGAAGCCCUCCAUUCCGAGGCAGCCGAUGUCUUCUCUGCCAAUAUGUACUUGGCCGAAGACCGUAUCCUGUGCUUCGAGCUCGUCACCAAAAGGAACGAGGCAUGGCUGCUUCGGUACUGCAAGUCCGCCAGCGCCGAGACCGAUGUACCAUCCAGUCUGCCUGAACUGGUGUCGCAGCGCCGCCGAUGGCUGAACGGGUCGUUCUUUGCUGCCGUGCAUUCCAUCACCAACUACCCCAUGUUCUUCCGGUCCAACCACUCCAUCCUACGCAAGCUCAUCUUCACCUUCCAGACGUUGUACAACAUAAUCAAUGUCAUCUUUAGUUGGAUCACCAUUGGCAGCUUCUAUUUGACCUUUUACUUCCUGUUCGAGGGGGUAUACUACAGCGAUCCUUUUGCCGGACAUGGCCCAGUCAUAUUUCAAGUUGUAACACAGGUCUAUCUUGCCGCAAUCGUGAUCCAGUUCAUCUCAUCCUUCGGCAAUCGCCCACAAGGAUUCAAGCUGCUUUACUACGCCUUGCUUGUCAUCUGGUCGAUCAUCAUGGGCUUCCUCCUGUUUAUGGCGGGCUACACUGUCUAUGUGGUUAUUCCAAAGACCCUCGAUGAGUGGCGCGACAUUGGCUCGCUGAUCAACCAGCCCACCUUCCGCGACCUUGUCAUCAGUCUGGCCAGCACCUAUGGACUGUAUUUUGUGGCCUCAUUCCUGUAUUUGGACCCGUGGCACAUGUUUACGUCGAUGGUUUCAUAUCUGGUUUUGCUGCCGAUGUACGUCAACAUCUUCAUGAUCUACGCAUUCUGCAAUCUGCAUGAUAUCAGCUGGGGCACCAAAGGCGACAACGGACCAGGGGGCUCCUCUGGACCGUCUGUUCCUCUCCAGGUAAAAGGACCCGAUGUCACUGUCGAAGUCCCCAUGCCCGACGAGACCCCCGAGGAGAUGGACAAAAACUAUGCUCGGCUCAUGGAGGAUCUCAACCGGCCCCAAGAAAGGGUCGCCGCCAAGGUCGACGCCAAAACCAAGAACGAGGACUAUUUCCGGCUCUACCGAACAAACGUGGUGCUGGCGUGGAUGCUCACCAACGUCGUCCUGGUCAUUAUCUUUACGACCCCGGCCAUCACCGAUCUGAUGGUCCGUUCGAACCGCGGAGCCAGCCCUGUCCGACGCACCAUGAACCCGUAUCUGACGUUCCUGUUCUGGUCGGUGACGGGCCUGGCCGCAAUCCGCUUCCUGGGCAGCAUCCUGUACUUGCUCAGUUGGAUCGGAAACUUGGCCUGGGAUCUGUGCUGCAUCCGCAACAAGCGAUUCACUCCCCGAGCUUCCCGAGCUUCACGAGUUUCAAUCAACCCAAAUGCGCCCCCGGGCGACAGGUAUUUGAUUUGUGAUGCGGACGAUGUCAUGAGAGGGCGGCCAAGUGCGAACAGCGUCUGCAUUCAAACCAGAGGCCCAGCAAAUGCCUCUGCAAGCAUAUCAGGAUUGACACCUUCUUUUCAUGCCAACGAUCCACGACCUCAUGACUCAGCGACAAGCCAUUUGGUCCUUGAAGAUAUACCCAUCCAUACCCAUCAUGGGAUUCAAGGACUCGCCGGUCACUUCAGCACGGCAGUGGCCGUUAAAGAAGCUUGA
Molecule: messenger RNA, 2865 nt
Organism: Polychytrium aggregatum
Lineage: Eukaryota; Fungi; Chytridiomycota; Chytridiomycetes; Polychytriales
Product: chitin synthase 1
Exons: 15
Coding region: 1-2865 (954 amino acids)
Cellular component (GO): cell periphery; cell septum
Molecular function (GO): chitin synthase activity
Source: RefSeq, a predicted model, not a curated record